AAUGAAAGGAGCACACAAACAAUUCGCAAAGACGAUGGAAACAAGUCUUGGUGAAAACAGAGUCAAACAAUAGUAGAGAUCAUUGCAGGAGGGACAUCAAGAAAUUAUAAAAAACCUAAUGUCUACGAUCAUAGGAAAACCAACGAUAGUAGAAGCCUAAAGAGUUUUAAGAGUUUUGGAUUAGCUUAUCUAAAAUUUAGAAUAUUGUUUAUAUUUGGAUACUGAAUUUAUUGGACGCUUUUAAACUGGAAAAUUUUUAAAAGAUGCUAAGUAACCGCUAACUGAAGAGACCAUGAAACUAUUGUAAUCCUAAGCUGAAAUUGAACAGAAAUACAGGCCUUAUGCAAAUUUAGAUACAGCAUUAAAUCAGGGAGAGGAGAUAGACGAGACAAAGAAAAUGGAAUCAGAGAGAUUAGAAAAUUUACUCUAAGAAAAUUUCAAGAACUUAUUAAGGAGACUUUAACAUUGUCCAAAGGAUUAUGAUAUCAUUAAAGGAAUGAAAACAAAUAUCAACACUGAAAUGAGUGAUUUGCUACAUUGCGUAAAGUGUAUCAAAAUAGUUAUGUUGAAAAAGUUGAGUACAGCAUAAGAAGAAUAAAAUAGCCAUGUUAAAUAACUGGAAGAUUUAAAGUCUAAAGUAUUAUAAUAAUUCUAAAUUUAUAGAUUGCAGGUUAAGAGAAGACUAAAAGUUAAUUAGAACAAGAAUUAUAAAAGAUUAGACAGGAAAGAGCAGCUAACAUGAACAAAAUGAAAGAAGAGAUUGAGAAGUUGAAGUAAUCUAUUGCAGAAGUUAAAGCUAAUAAAUAAAAGAGAUAAGAUCAAUUGGCCAAAGAAAUUUAGACUAAGUAUGAGGUAUUAGAAAAAGAUCAUAAAACAAAAGAGGAUAAAUUAGCAGCUGAACUAUAGGCUUAGAGAGCUCGUUUCAUUAAAAUGAAGGAUGAGAACACGUAGGAGGAGGCAACUUUGAAGAGGCGUAAAUAAGUUCAAGAUUAAUCAUUGUCUGAAGCAAUACAAAUAUACGAUCAGAUGAUGGAGGAAUACAUGAAAAAUUUAACUGAUUUGUAAAGUGAAUGUGCCUCAAUUGAGAAAUAAUUGAAAGACAGAUAGGAGUAUUUCAAGGCAGUUGAUUCAGAGAAGGGAAGAGAAAGACAAUUAGAAGAGGAAUUCAGAAGAUUAAAAGAACUACAUCAAAUCGAAUUAGAAAAGAAAUCGGAGGCAGCCAAACAUAUUUAAGCCUUUUUGUAAUAAGUUAAAAGUAUGAAAUCAAAUCUAUAUUUAUAGAACCAUCUAAGAAACCAAAGAAGGCAGCUAAAAAAUGA
This is a messenger RNA of Paramecium octaurelia, 1319 nucleotides long. Lineage: Eukaryota; Ciliophora; Oligohymenophorea; Peniculida; Parameciidae. The record is from the annotation of a GenBank genome assembly.